UAAGUCAGCUGCACCACAGUGGCUGCCCCUGCUUUGUGUCAUUUCUUGAUUUUGGAUUUAACUUCCUAUCCCACAAAUCUUCUAAACUGUCAAACAGCUGUGUGUUAAGACCCUUAAAUUGCCAACUUCGUAAUUCCAUCUCCAUGUGACGUCCAAAAGCUUGGCUAGAUUUUCAGUCUGUGCUGUGUCUCAGGGAAAGUUUGGAAGCAAUGAGCCCUUUUUAGGAAACUUGCCAGUCAGUUAGGUAACCAUUUUUGGUGCUUUGCAAAAAAGUAAAAGAAAAAAAUGGUAAGGAUGGGUACAACAAGGAGUAUAUUUGGAGGUUAGAACUGCUUGAAUGAUCAGGUUUGACUAUUUCACACGAUCAGAUGAUGUUAAACUUUUUGACCUAUCAAAUGUAUUAAGUGAAACAACCUACUGCAUCAUUGUUGUAAUUUUGAGUUUGUUAAUUUUUUUUUAAUAGCAGGGAGUGAGCUGUAAUAUUUUUACUUAUUUUUCCCCCCAUGGAGAUGCUGAUUGUUCCCUUACGCUUUGUUUUUUAAUGAUUUAAUGAUUUAUUUAUUUAUUUGGGAGGCAGAGUUACAGUGAGAGGCCUUUCACCUGCUGGCUCAUUCCCCAGGUGGCAUGAACAGCUGGAGUUGGGCUGGUCUGGAGCCCCAAACUUCCAAGUCUCUGUGGCUGAGGGGCUGUUCUCUCAGGGUUUUGCUGUUUUUCCCUUUUAGACAAGUCUACAGGGUAGACCAGAUUCUCCUUAAGGCCGGGAUUUUGUCAUGAAAUAUGGAUAGUUGUAGAUAUAUAAAUGGGAACUCUGUUGUACUGUUUUGAGAACUUAAAAAGGAACGUAAAGGCAAGAUACUUGGAUUAUGUCUCACCAUUUAGGGCACAAAGUAAGCUGCAGCUUAUGUGAGACAAGUAGAAGGAAUUCACAGUCUUGCUUUGUGUGACCCAGAGCUAAUGCCCUUGAAAAUGCCAUUGCAGGUCUUGGUGUCGUUUGAGGAUGUGCUUGUGGACUUCACGCAGGAGGAGUGGCAGGGCUUGAACAGCGUGCAGAGGACCCUGUACAGGGAUGUGAUGCUGGAGACCUACAGCAGCCUGCUGUCCUUGGGGUUCUGCAUUACCAAACCUGAGGUUAUCUUCAAGUUGGAGCAAGGACUAGAACCAUGGACGAUAGAAGAAGCCUUAAACUGGAGCCUCCCAGUUGCCAAGAAAAUUGAUGUAAUUAAAGCCAGCAAGAAAAAUCAAGAUGGGCAUUUGAGGCAAGUUGUAACCACAGACAACAUCUCAUCAAUUAAGAACAGAGUUGAAUUAAGGAAAACCCUUAAUUUAAGGCUAAAUCGUGUUGUAAAGAAUGGAAGUUAUCAAGGAAUGAUGCCUGAGGCAUUUAAUAUAUAUCAAAAGGGACUUCUCCCUAAUGACCCUGUAGAGGUGAGUGGUGCCCAGAGUGUAAUAGCUAGGAAAUCACUCCAACGUCUGGAGCACCAAAGUCAAUGUAAUCAGAUUCAGGCAUUGCAGUGGGAUUUUGGAUGCAGUGGACAAGACAAAGCCUGCAGCAGAGAGGAAGUGUCCUUUAUAUGCAAGAGGGUUCAUGUGAAAGAGACUUCCUGUGCAAAUAAUCAACAUGUGACAACCUGUGAUAAAUCAGUUCUCAUUGCUGAUGGGACAGCUCUAAUAGGAAAACAAACUCAAUGUAAAAAGGUUAACCUCUGUAAACGUCAGAUAACACAUGAAAGAAAGAGCCCAUAUGAAUGUGAAUGUGGGAAAACAUUUAUGUUCAAGUCAUACUUCAUUCGGCAUCAAAAAUCUCAUGCAGGCAAGAAAGCAUAUGAAAGUCAGCAGAGUACUCACCCAGGGAGAAAACUUCAUGACUGUGGAAAAGCUGUCUGUUCACAAGUAGCCCUCACAAUUCAUCAGGGAUUUCACACGAGAAAAAAAUGUUACCAAUGUAGCACCUGUGGGAUGGCCUUUUAUAAGAAGUUAACCCUCCGGAGGCACAGAGUAAGUCAUAUAGGAAGGGAGCUUUAUGAAUGUAGUGAAUGUGGAAAAGGUUUUCACCAGAAGUCAGUGCUCACUUUCCAUCAGAGAAUUCAUGCAGGGGGAGUAUGUUAUAAAUUUAAUGAGUAUAGAAAAGCCUGUUACCCAAAGUUACGCCCUGGGACACGUAAGAGGACCCAUGCAGAUGAGAAAAUAUAUACAUGUGAAGAAUGUGGGAAAGGUUUCUAUCCUGAGUCAGCUCUGGUUGUACAUCAGAGAACUCACACAGAAGAAAAACCUUACGAGUGUGAAGACUGUGGGAAAAUCUUUGAUCUCCCAUCAGUCCUCGCCAUACAUCAGAGAACUCACACUGGGGAAAAGCCUUUCAAAUGUAGUGAGUGUGGAAGACUUUUUAGUAGGAAAGGUGACCUCAGUAUUCAUGAGAGGACUCACACAGGGGAAAAAGCUUAUGAGUGUAAAGCUUGUGGGAGACCUUUUUACCGGAAGUCACACCUCAUCGAACAUCACAGAAGCCACACGGGAGAAAAGCCUUACCAAUGUAACGCAUGUGGGAAAGCUUUCAUUCGAAAGUCACAUCUGAAAAGGCAUCAGACAACUCAAACAGGAAAACCUUAUGAAUGUGAUAAAUGUGGAGAAACCUUUUGUCAAAAGUCACAUUUUAAGACUCAUCAGAAAGUUCACACAUCCAAGUAUAUUCAUGAAUGUGAAGAAUGUGGGCAGCCCUAUUCCAAGAGGUCACACCUCAAGAGGCAUCAGGCUAUUCACAGAAGAAAAGCUAAGAGCAAAGCGAAUAAUGGAAACCUUCUGUUAAUGUACAAUGAGCUGCAAGAAACCGCAACAAAGUCACACGAAUGAGAUGCUCUGUGAAGAAUGUGGGUAGACUUCCCAGUUGUCACAACUGUAGCAGGCACAAGGGAACUUUGCAAAGACCCUCUUGCAUGUUGGACCCUGGCUAAAUGUUCUUCAUAUUCUUCUGUUUUGCCAUCCUUCUUUUACUGUGGCUGGUGCCAUUUAAAUGAACUGUGCUUUCACAGGUGAAUUUUGGGGACAAGUAAACAUCUAGUCCAUAGUAUUAACUUCUUUGAAACACUGUCAUUUGCUAAGUUGCUGUUUGGCGUGGCUGUGUCCAUUCCUUCCCACACACAGCUUUAAUACAAAUGAGCUAUCUGAUCACAGUUGCAUUCCACAUCGUGUGCCAGCCUUAAUGCUGCACAUCCAAUCUUUUGUGUUCUGUUCCAGAUGAGGAAUGUCUCUCGUAACCCCUGAUUGUCUCAUUCUCAUGCGGGUAAAGAGCUGCCUGCGCUGGCAAGAGUCGCUGUGGAUGAGGUGAAGAGUGCAGCGAGCAGUGUUCUGAGAGCCUGAAUAGCAGCAGUUGUGUGGCUGAUACUGUGCUUGUGUUUCUGUGUUCUUUGCUUACA
Molecule: messenger RNA, 3410 nt
Organism: Ochotona princeps (American pika)
Lineage: Eukaryota; Metazoa; Chordata; Mammalia; Lagomorpha; Ochotonidae
Product: zinc finger protein ZFP2-like
Exons: 3
Coding region: 955-2847 (630 amino acids)
Biological process (GO): regulation of DNA-templated transcription
Source: RefSeq, a predicted model, not a curated record